Messenger RNA from Peromyscus eremicus (cactus mouse), 1888 nucleotides. It is a transcript of the gene Prtfdc1, whose product is annotated as phosphoribosyl transferase domain containing 1. The record is from RefSeq and is a predicted model, not a curated record. Gene Ontology annotation, molecular function: hypoxanthine phosphoribosyltransferase activity. The transcript has 9 exons. Lineage: Eukaryota; Metazoa; Chordata; Mammalia; Rodentia; Cricetidae. Bases 1 to 678 code for a protein of 225 amino acids. Gene Ontology annotation, biological process: purine ribonucleoside salvage.
AUGGCCGGGAGCAGUGAGAAGGAGCCAGACUCCGGGCGAGGCGUCGUGCUUAUGGAUAAUUGGCCGGGAUAUGACUUGGAUUUAUUCACAUAUCCACAGCACUAUUAUGGCGAUCUGGAGUGUGUGCUCAUCCCUCAUGGCAUCAUAGUGGACAGAAUUGAGCGGCUGGCUAAAGAUAUAAUGAAAGACAUAGGCUACCAUGAUAUUCUGGUCCUGUGUGUGCUGAAAGGAGGUUACAAAUUCUGUGCUGAUCUUGUAGAACACCUUAAGAACAUCAGCAGAAAUUCAGAUCGAUUUGUCUCUAUGAAGGUGGACUUCAUCAGACUAAAAAGUUACAAGAACGACCAGUCCAUGGGUGAGAUGCACAUCAUAGGAGGCGAGGAUCUUUCAACACUGGCUGGAAAGAAUGUCCUCAUUGUUGAGGACGUUGUUGGAACUGGGAGGACCAUGAGAGCACUGCUCAGCAGCAUCGAGAAAUACAAACCCAACAUGGUUAAGGUAGCCAGUUUGUUGGUGAAGAGAACAGCCCGAAGUGACAGCUUCAGACCUGACUAUGCUGGAUUUGAGAUCCCAGAUGUCUUUGUGGUGGGCUAUGCCUUAGACUACAACGAGUACUUCCGAGACCUAAAUCACAUAUGUGUGAUCAAUGAACAUGGGAAAGAAAAAUACCGAAUAUGAUGAAGCAAAAAUCCUCUUUCUCAGAUAACAUGAUUCUUCUGCUCAGGAAGCCAGAGUGUAAAGUCCGUCUCCGUAGCUGUCUUCACUCGGCCGGGUAUAAAAGAUUUUUUUAAAAUGGGCUCUUUUUUCCCCCAACCCCCAGAGAUUAUAAUGUAAACACCGAAGGUUCUUCAGGAAGAGAAGACUAUGCCUGCCUUUGACUCAUUCCAAAUUAAACUUCUGAUCCCCCAAAUCCCUCCCACCGUCCUGCUCCCGAAUACACCUUCUGCUUUGGUAUGUCAUCAUGCUCAAUGGCUCUUCCCAGGGAUACUCCCACCCAAGGACUCAAAUAUUGUUCACUUAACUCCUUUAGUGCUAGACUUUUUAUUAUAUAGAACAUUUUACAGUAAUCAGAACCUACAGUCCCUUAGCUUUAGCCCUGAGCCUGUAUAGUUAAGAACAUAGCUAAGUUCCCUUGCUAAUCCAGGAGCGAAAGGACAGCCUCACGUGAGCGUCUGUCUGUUUGCCCUCUCCUGACAGGCCGUUAUUAACUGCUUUGACAAAGCCUUUCAGAAGUGCGGGUACAAUGGACCUUAAUGAUGUUAUGAAAUGAGCCUUCACUGUGCGCUCUGGAGCUUCGCUUCCUGUGUGUGAUGACAGCAUGUCGUAUGUGCAUGGAUGUACUCAACUGUGUUUAAUACUCUGCAUUUUAAUUAGAAAAAACACAAUGGCAGCAUGGCCCGCCCUCCUGAGCGGAAUCCUUUUAUCCACGUGGGACGUGGGCAAAUGGUGGGAUUGAGAGGCAGAGGCUGUUUUCAAAAAAUCAGCACUAAGCAAGUGUAAAUUUUUCCUCUUAUUUGCAUGGAAGAAUAAGAGAGUUAAAUAUUGUCCUAAACAUGAGCAGAAGUUGAAUUAUUUAGCUAAAUGUCCUUACAUGACUUCUCACACAAUCCAGGGUGCCAGAGGAAGCAUUCACACAUACAGAAGUUUUUGUCCAUAACACCACACACACACACACACACACACACACACACACACACACACACCUAUUAGCACCAUCAUAUGUGACAUUUCCUAAUUUGUAGGGAUUUUAAUUAAAAAUAAGCUCAAGAGUCCACAGUGUUGGGUAUCUUGCCUCCUAAAAGGAGCAAAUGCAAGAUAAAUAACUAAACAGCCUUUGUUUGAUUCGGAACCGUCUGUGGCGUAUUGCUAUAUUGUAGAGUCCUUUAAA